GCUACAAAGUCCAUAGCGUCUCUAACUUUCAGCCUCUCUGCUGCAGAACUUUGGAAACGCUGUAGUGGCGUUCCUUAACGACGAGAAGGAAGGAAGGAAGAAGAGCAAAGAGAGAGAAAGAAGGGUCUGAAAUCCAGCGAUCUCCUCCUAUCAGAUGACAUACCUCUUUGUGUAGCAGAGUGUUUAGUCUUCCCUUCUUCCCGAAGUACAAGACAUCUCCAUCAUAUUUUGGAGUUAAAAGUUUGAGCAGAUUAUUCAUGGCUCCACUAAGUGAAGUACAAAGCAGCAAACCUCUUGGUCUAUGCUUCAUAGAAUACACGAGGAACACUUGUCUAAACCUCAGAACAUACCAGACCAUCGUGUUGAUCUUAACAUUUUUUGCUUAUGCUAGUUAUCAUGCUACUAGAAAAACCACAAGCAUUGUUAAAAGUGUGCUUGAUCCCAAAACAUCGGAAUUGGGCUUCUCUGCAUGGCCGAGGUCUUUUUUACUAAGAGCAGUUGAGGAUGAGCAAAGGAAUUCAGGUCUUGAGAGUGGUUGGGUUCCAUUUGAUAGUAAAGCUGGCACUGCCAUGCUUGGAGUGAUUGAUGUAGCUUUUCUCUCAGUAUAUGCUUUUGGCAUGUAUUUCACUGGGCAUCUGGGUGACCGUCUGGAUCUAAGAAUCCUCCUGACGGUGGGAAUGUUGGGGACUGGUGUGUUUACUUCCCUCUUUGGUGCUGGCUACUGGCUAAAUAUUCAUAGUUUUUACUAUUACUUGGUGGUUCAGAUGCUAGCUGGUAUGUUUCAGUCAACAGGCUGGCCAUCGGUGGUGGCAGUUGUUGGAAAUUGGUUUGGGAAGAGGAAAAGGGGGCUCAUUAUGGGGAUUUGGAAUGCACACACUUCGGUUGGGAAUAUCUCUGGUUCACUGAUUGCAUCUGUUUUGUUGAAGUAUGGGUGGGGCUGGUCCUUUGCUGUUCCUGGUCUUCUUAUCGGCCUUGUCGGGUUGACAGUGUUUUUGUUCUUGCCGGUUAGUCCUGAGGCUGUGGGGGUUGACAGAGAUGAUGAUCUGCUUAAGUCUUGUGAGAAGAGUGAUACUACAGAGCCUCUACUGGGGGAAGAAACAGAGGUCAGAGAAAAGGCUGUGGGAUUCUUGGAGGCAUGGAGAAUCCCUGGUGUUGCACCAUUUGCUCUUUGUCUUUUCUUCUGCAAAUUGGUGGCCUAUACCUUCCUCUACUGGUUGCCUUUCUACAUCAGCCAAACUGCUAUAGAUGGCCAAUAUUUAUCCGACUCAACCGCUGGAACUCUAUCAACACUUUUCGAUGUUGGAGGUGUGGUUGGUGGUAUCCUUGCUGGGCACAUUUCUGAUCACCUCGAUGCUCGUGCAAUCACUGCCGCGAGCUUCAUGUACUGUGCAAUACCUGCACUCUUAUUGUACCGCGUAUAUGGGAGCGUUUCACUCUUUUGGAACAUUACUCUCAUGUUCAUCUCUGGUAUGUUUGUGAAUGGUCCUUAUGCUCUAAUAACAACAGCAGUCUCAGCAGAUCUUGGCACACACAGCUCUCUGCAUGGGAAUUCUCGGGCAUUGGCAACGGUGACAGCUAUCAUCGAUGGCACAGGGUCUAUAGGAGCAGCGAUCGGGCCACUGCUCACAGGGUACAUCUCAGCCAAGAGCUGGAAUGGGGUGUUCACAAUGCUGAUGAUUGCAGCACUUAUUGCUGGGCUCCUCCUGACCAGACUUGUGAUGGCCGAGGUAGCUGCCAAGAUAAGGGCCCGAAGGUCACAGACAGCAACUAAUGUCCCGCACUCCUCGAGUGUGGGAUUGGAAAUAUGAUCAAUUAUUCAUCAUAAUGUUGGGAUUGGAACUGUGCAAUGGAAGCAGCAUACUUCUCAGCUUAUUUUCUGAAAUGUGAACUUUCCGUUGUAUGGUGUAUUGUAUUAAGAGUUGCGAUGGCUCUUGAAAAGCUUUGGUUCUUCAAAAACCUCUCUUGAUUGCUUUGGGUGGGAAUAAACUCCAUCCAUAUCUAGUGGUAACAUCAGCUGGCUCUUUUCCAGGUUGCAGGAGGUUCUUGGAGUUGGUUGAUUCAUCUUAUGUCAGCUAUUCCUUUGGGUGGAAAUGGGGAGGUCUCAAGCCUUUUAUGUUUGUUAGGAAGGAAGCUGAGCUUCUAACAAUGUUUAAAAAUAGUGAAGUUGGAAAAAACACUAUAUUAUUUGUCAUUGGGAGUUCAGGAGGGAUCCUCCAAUGCAUCCAUUCCAGUUUUCUGCCUCAGUUAGGAAAGUGAGGAAUGGAGCUGGGGUUCCAUUGUUGUGUAUAAUCUGUACAAGUGUUAUAAACUUCAUAUGCUGUUUGGCUAGGAACAGUAGACAGGCCCAUUCUAGUGAGCUAUUGGCAGCAUUUGUACAUCAUUGAAGGUUUAUAUGUUCAUCCCCAGCUGUUUUUUUAUGGGAAGUUCGUCUCCAUUCGUUA
This is a messenger RNA of Elaeis guineensis (African oil palm), 2441 nucleotides long. Its product is annotated as putative glycerol-3-phosphate transporter 1. Gene Ontology annotation, cellular component: membrane. Gene Ontology annotation, molecular function: transmembrane transporter activity. The record is from RefSeq and is a predicted model, not a curated record. Lineage: Eukaryota; Viridiplantae; Streptophyta; Magnoliopsida; Arecales; Arecaceae. Gene Ontology annotation, biological process: transmembrane transport; phosphate ion homeostasis.